This is a messenger RNA of Etheostoma spectabile (orangethroat darter), 3736 nucleotides long. RefSeq names its product zinc finger protein 148 (gene znf148). Gene Ontology annotation, biological process: regulation of transcription by RNA polymerase II. The coding region runs from base 823 to 2835 and encodes 670 amino acids. The record is from RefSeq and is a predicted model, not a curated record. Lineage: Eukaryota; Metazoa; Chordata; Actinopteri; Perciformes; Percidae. Gene Ontology annotation, molecular function: DNA-binding transcription factor activity, RNA polymerase II-specific; RNA polymerase II cis-regulatory region sequence-specific DNA binding. The transcript has 6 exons.
UCAUCUCGGUUAAGAAGUAGUUCAUGUUUUGAUAAGACUAUUUGUGUGGGUCCUAUGGUUUCCAUGUCAUUAUAGACAGUCCUCCUUUCAUGUCAUCCUAUACAGUGUUUGUUAAUAGUACAUGAAAACCACCACAGUGAUUACAUUUUAAAAACAGUGAUAUAAACCAUGUGACACAAAUAUCACAAGUAGAAAGCCUGUCACCCCACAGAAAAUCAUUGAAAUAACUUUAAAUUAAGGAUAAUCUAUUGUGAGGGAUCACCUCCCUCCCCCUUGUGUACCUGGUUUCCACUUAGACAAAAAAGCCAAAACCUUCAGAGAUAAAGACAUUAGCUGAAAUGUUUGUGCUUUAUAAUCUUUUGCAUUAAAAAGGAAUGAAGAUACAGCACAUGUGAAUUGAAAAGACUAUUUUUGUGAGUGUGAACAUCGAGGAUGACUUAAACAGAUCCAUGGGAUCAGGCUUAGGGCAUGUUUAAUUCCUGUUUAUUCUAACUUGGAUGUUAUAUCCAUUGUUUUGGCCAUUUUUUCUGUGUGUUAGAAAAGUAUUGUACUCACCAAAUCAUUUGCAAACAUAAUAUGGGAGAUCUGCGGAUGUUUCCAGGCCAGCUGGAAGAUGUGAUUUCUCAGAAUGUCCUAGGUUAUAUACGUUUCUUUUUGGUGUAUUAUGCCUCAGCAGGAGGUAAUCCUCAGAGGAUGCUUGAACUACAUUAACUGGCCUCUUAAAUUGUGAAGGAGAAGCUGCUAUUGAGCAUCAAGCAGGAACUGAAGCUGUCUGAGACACCGGACCAGAUAAAGAAGGACAAAAAAGGAGUUAAGGACCUGAUGGUAUGCCCCAAGAAGAAAAAAAGGAAGCAGCGUUCACCAGCAAAGAUUCUCAACAUCAAUGAUGACGAAUCAUUGGGCGUACAAAACCCCAAGUGUCAUGUCUGUGUUCACUGUAAUGCUGCAUUCAGAACCAACUACCAUCUGCAGAGACAUGUCUUCAUUCACACUGGUGAGAAGCCAUUUCAGUGCAGCCAGUGUGAUAUGCGCUUCAUUCAAAAAUAUCUUCUCCAGAGACAUGAAAAGAUCCACACUGGUGAAAAGCCUUUUCGCUGUGAUGAGUGUGGGAUGAGGUUUAUCCAGAAAUACCACAUGGAGAGACACAAGAGGACGCACAGUGGAGAGAAGCCUUACCAAUGUGACUACUGUCACCAGUACUUCUCCAGAACAGACCGGGUUUUAAAGCACAGACGAAUGUGUCACGAGAACAGAGAGAGAAAGGCCAACAAGGCAGCUGGUAGAGUUGGGCCUUUGCAUGAAGCAGAUUCUCUGGGCCUCCCCUUUCUUGCCAAAGAGUGUUCACUGCCUAAGAAAAAGCGGCAAAAGUGUACAGACAAGCGUUCAGGUGCUUCCACUGCUGCCCAGACAGAUGGGUACACUGUCGCUGUUGUCGAAACGGAAGAGAAGGAGGAGCAGAGACAGAAUAAAAUUGAAGGUCUACCUCUCUUUGCUGUGUCCUCCAAAGUCAAACAUGAGUAUGUUAUUGCAGACUACUCUGUGGAACUUCCUGAAGAAACGGCUAGCCAACACCAAGAAGGAGAAGUGUCAACAGAAGACACAACUCCUCCCAAACUUGUCUUAAAGAAAGUCCCCAAGAGGAGUCUUAAACAGUCCAGUGAACAAACUCCUCCCUGCCUGUCCACUUUGUCUUCCUUUGAAGAAAAUACCAAGGUCACACAGUACACCUUUGAAAUUGUAGACAAGCAAGGCCUUUUAGAAGUGGAAAGCAACACUGAUCUUGAGUCCGUUGAAACUCUUCAAGGAGGACCAGCAAAGCCAGCAGCCGGCAGCACAAACUAUGACGAUGCCAUGCAGUUUCUCAAAAAGAAACGUUAUCUUCAGGCUGCAAUUGCCAACAACAGUCGGGAUUACGGUCUGAACUCAAGCAGCAUUUCUUCUCAGCCGCCUGUUACGCAAACUGUAGUGUCAGCCGUGAUUGAGGAGACUGUCCCUGCCACCAUUCUGGAGCCCCAGCCCAUCAACACAGAUAUUAAAGCCGCACAUGACAAGAGUGUGUUGCCAGAUGAGGUUCUUCAGACGCUGUUGGACCAUUACUCCAACAAAGCCAAUGGGCAAUCAGACAUUUCCUUCAGCGUGGCUGACACAGAGGUGACAUCAAGCAUAUCCAUUAAUUCCUCUGAUGUUUCAGACAGCAGCCCUGUGGAGAGCCUCGGAGCCUCUACCGCCCAGGCUCAGCCAGCCACUGAGAAGGUCAGUCUCUUACAGGAAUACUCCAAGUUUCUCCAGCAAGCACUGGAGAGGACCAGCCAGAACGACAGCUACCUGACCAGCCAGAGCCUCAGCUUGGUCUCCGAAAACCCAACCUUAGCUGGACAACCUCUGUUCUCCACCGAGAAACCGUUCCCUUCCCCCAGCAGGUUCAAAUCAGGGAUGAGCUCUCCGCUAAGGUCCACUUUAGAGAAACCUCACUUUGGAUUACUGGUCGGGGACUCCCAGCACUCAUUUUCAUUUUCAGGUGAUGAGACCACCCCUCCCUCCGCCGUGUCCCCAGCUGAGGAGGACUUUCUGGAGCAGGUCUCACCCUCCAAAAAGACAGACACUUCACAAGGCAUACUGCAGACAUUUCAAAUUAGCUCCUUUGAUCAGAACUUCAAAACUCAUUUCCAGACUUCAAGAUCUGGAUCCUCCUCACAGUUUACUGUUGCCAAUGGACAAUUAAGUCUUCGAGGACACAGCACAGACUUCUCAGAGUUCCCCCUAGUCAGAGUUACUGAGACCAGGUCUCAACUGAACUCCUCCCCUGAUGUUACAUCCAGUGAAACUUUUGGCUGAACGGAUGGGUAGAGAAUUAAUUUUCUGUUCAUAAUUUCAGCGGCACUUUAUCUCAUGUCACUUGUUUUGCCAGAACAAGUCCCACUGCAGCCAUGUGCUCUUUCUCUAAGCAUUUUGUUAUAAAACAUAUUAUUGUUUUGUUUUUGUUAGGUGCAACCUCCUAAAAUGGAAAGAAUGGAAAUUGAUAAAUCAUAAUUAGCAUUUCCCCUUUUAAAAGAAAAAAAUUAAUUGUAAUUGCGCAUGGGUAUAUUUCCUGCUCGAGAAUGUACAUUGAGAGAUUAGGCGACCAAAGUGUAAUGCUAGAGAUAUGGGGAAAUAUUUCCUCAUGCCAUUGCCACCAAAUUUUAAUGUUUUGUCAAUCAGUUUGCCUUGCACAAAAAAUGAUCAAGUCACUAUUGCUGCUUAAUGCAAUAUUUCCACUUACUAAAACGUAGGCCCUAUUUAUAACCACCUUGCUCUUACUGUAGAUACAUCCCCUUGCUGUUUAUCUGGUUAUAUUUAAGUCCACUCCUAGAACCUAGUUAUUCCAGCUGUGUAACUCCUGGUAAAUUGUCUACUGACACUGACACCAUGAUUACAACUGAUUCUUCACUUUAUAAUGAAGUCACUUUACUGUCACCUGAGACGGGUGUGUCCACAUGAUGUGUGAUGAAUGCUUUACAGGAAAGAUGCAACCGAUUGUAUUCAUCUCAAAUGGAAUCUAGUGUAUUUUCCAUUUACAGCUUGGGCCUAGUUUGGUUGGUGUGAUGGCCAAAAACAAGGAAUUAUAGUUCUCAUUCAAAGUAAAUGAAUUCAUUCAUCAUUUUAUUCCCUUUGUGCCUAAAUUUCUCGGCACAGCUGUUUGUGAUUAGUGCAGAUUAGGCAGUGUAAUAACCCCACCCGCUCGCCCCGUACCCCUGCU